Messenger RNA from Topomyia yanbarensis, 5034 nucleotides. RefSeq lists its product as uncharacterized. The transcript is spliced from 2 exons. The record is from RefSeq and is a predicted model, not a curated record. Lineage: Eukaryota; Metazoa; Arthropoda; Insecta; Diptera; Culicidae. Gene Ontology annotation, biological process: DNA integration. The coding region runs from base 1 to 5034 and encodes 1677 amino acids. Gene Ontology annotation, molecular function: nucleic acid binding.
AUGAGGCGGGUAGCAAAUUCACCGGAAGGGAUUCAAGCCAUAUGCGAAUUAGAGAAGCCUGGAGAGGCCUUUGAUGCAAAAGCAACCACGAAUGACGAAAAUCACCCGGGUAACAAACAGCUGGGUGAUAUUCGGGGAGCGUACCACAAACAUUCGACCCCAAAGCAACCCGGGCAACGUCCACCGUUGCAAAUAAGUCAUUCGAAGGAAUCGGAACCUACUGAACGUCAGGGGACACUGAAUACAAAGCAAAACACGCCAGCACAAUCUGUAGGAAGCCAUUCAAAUCUCGAUGAUGUUUCGGAGUCAGAAGCGGAGAGCGAGUGCUCCAUACGAUCACGAUCACAGCGAGACGCUCGCCGGGAAAGGGGCCCAACGAGAGCCCAGUUGUCGGCCAGGCAGUUUUUAGCCAAGAAGCUUCCUACAUUUACCGGGCGGCCAGAAGAUUGGCCGAUGUUUAUCUCAAGUUUCGAGACAGCAAACCAAGCUUGUGGGUUCUCUAACGUCGAAAACCUUGGACGGUUGCAAGAGAGCUUGAAAGGUCAAGCAUUAGAAGCAGUCCGAAGUCGCCUGCUAUGGCCAGAUGCCGUGCCUCAGAUCAUCGAAUCUCUUCGGAUGCUGUACGGACGGCCCGAGCAAUUAUUGAAUAUGCUGUUGGUCAAAGUUCGGAAGGCGGAACCACCCAAGGCCGAUCGUUUGGCGACCUACAUUGGUUUCGGUAUGACGGUGCAGCAACUCGUCGAUCAUUUGGAAGCAAGUGAUCUAAAAGACCACUUGGUAAACCCUAUGCUGAUCCAAGAGUUGGUAGAAAAACUACCAGCUAGUACAAAAAUGGAGUGGGUGCGCUACAAACGAAGGAAGCACCGCGUAACUCUUCGAACAUUAUCCGAUUUUCUGUCGGAGAUUGUGAGGGAUACCAGCGAGGCCACCUGCAGUGAAUCGCACAAUCCGCUUCUACACCCGGAAGAAGCUUACGCUGAUUGCAAUGUGCAUCGAUUCCAGCAGAAAUCGGUGAUCUUUCGCACGGUCCCAGUAACACUCUACAAUGGGAAGUAUGCGAUAGAUACGAUAGCUUUCCUCGACGAAGGUUCCUCAUACACGCUGGUUGAGAAUGUUUUGACGAAACUGUUGAAGACGAAAGGUGUUGUUCAACCGCUUCGUGUAACAUGGACGGCAGGCGUUUCUCGGGUGGAAAAAGACUCACAGAGGUUGAAUUUGUCGAUUUCAGCUCGAGGUUCCACUCAGCGCUUCCAGAUUCAGGACGCACACACUGUAGAGGAGCUGAAAUUGCCGAAACAGACGCUGGAUUUGAAAGAAGUUGCAAAUCAGUAUGUGCAUCUUCGAGACUUGCCAGUACCGGAUAGUAAACACAGCGUUCCUCGAAUAUUAAUUGGGUUAAAAGACCUUCACCUGUACACUCCACUCGAGACUCGAGUUGGACGCCCCGAUGAGCCCAUAGCGGUCAAAUCGAAGCUAGGUUGGACGGUAUAUGGUCCGAUACGGAGCGCCGAUUUGAAAGAAGAGUUUGUUGGUCAUCAUUCUUGUGGCGGCGUUUCCAAUCAAGAGUUGCACGACUUACUGAAAGAGCAUUAUGCGUUGGAAGAGGCAGGAGUUACUGCAGCACUACUGCCGGAAUCGUCCGAAGACCGGAGAGCGAGAGAAAUUUUGGAUAGCACAACGGUUAGGAUCGGUGAUCGCUUUGAGACGGGGUUGUUGUGGAAAGUGGACGAACCCAGUUUUCCAGACAGCUAUGCCAUGGCCCUGAGACGGAUGAAGGGACUUGAAAAGCGACUUCUAAAAGACGAAAUUCUGUACAACAGGGUGCGAAGCACAAUAGCUGAUUAUCUGACGAAAGGAUAUGCUCACAAAGCGACGUUCCAAGAAUUGCAUGAACAUCCAGCCUCCAAGGUGUGGUAUUUGCCAUUAAACAUCGUGAUAAACCCCAGGAAGCCGGAGAAACUCCGUCUAGUGUGGGAUGCAGCAGCAGCUGUUGGUGGAGUCUCGUUAAAUUCCCAGUUGCUUACCGGACCAGACAUGCUGACAUCUCUACCAUCCGUUAUUUGUCGUUUUCGGGAACGAGAGGUCGGGUUCGGAGGUGAUAUAAAAGAAAUGUAUCACCAACUGCGCAUCAGAAAAGAGGACCAGCAAGCUAAGCGAUUCUUGUUUAGAAAUGAUCCUUGUGCGCGUCCUGAGGUAUAUGUUAUGAAUGUUGCUACAUUUGGAUCAACCUGUUCCCCAUGUUCCGCUCAAUUUGUGAAAAACAAGAACGCAGACGAAUUCUUCUCACAGUAUCCAGAGGCGUCGAGGGCCAUAGUCGACAACCACUAUGUCGAUGACUAUUUUGACAGCACUGACACUGUGGGAGAAGCGAUAAAACGAGCCAAAGACGUUCGUUAUAUUCACUCUCGAGGCGGCUUCGACAUCCGAAAUUGGGUGGCUAGUUCAAAUGACGUCUUACGGGCGCUAGGUGAAGCAAAGACGGAACAGCAAGUUCAUUUCCAUCAAGACAAACAUACGGGGACUGAGCGAGUUCUAGGUAUUGUAUGGAAUCCGAAGAGCGACGAGCUUUGUUUUUCUACGAGGUUGCGUGACGAACUGAUACCUUUCAUAAGUGGUGAACGAUGGCCAACUAAAAGAGCGGUACUGAGUUGCGUGAUGAGCUUUUUCGAUCCGCUAGGCCUGCUCGCUCCAUUCACCAUCUACGGAAAGAUGCUGAUCCAGGACCUCUGGCGAAGAGGCUGCGAGUGGGAUGAGGAGAUAGACGAGGAAUCGAUGAUGAAGUGGAGAAAUUGGAUUGAGCGGCUGCCGGAAAUCGAAAGAAUCAGGAUACCUCGGUAUCAUUUCGUGAAAGGGCAGGCGCCGGACUACAGUACUCUACAACUGCACGUAUUUGUAGAUGCUAGCUCGAACGCAUACGGCUGCGUUGCAUAUUUCCGGAUUUUGAUAGCUGGAAAACCGCACUGUUCACUUGUAAUGGCGAAGUCAAAGGUAGCUCCGUUAAAGCAACUGACGAUCCCGCGCCUAGAAUUACAAGGGGCGGUUCUGGGAUCAAGGCUGAUGAACACCAUUAUGGAAACUCAUUCACUGCCCAUUAAGCAGCGGUUUAUUUGGACGGACUCUAGAACUGUUCUUUCCUGGAUUCACUCCGAUCAGCGAAAAUAUAAACAAUUUGUCGCGUUUCGGAUUGGAGAGAUCCAUACCCUUUCAAAACAGUGCGAGUGGCGCUGGUUACCUACUAAGCACAACGUGGCAGAUGACGUUACUAAGUGGCAUGCGGGACGGCGAUUUGAAUCCGAUACUCCAUGGUUCCAGGGAGCAACAAUCUUAAAUCAGUUCGAAGAAACAUGGCAGCAGCAACCACAAGUAGUACCGAACGUGUUGGAGGAAAUUCGGGCCGUUCAUUUGUUUCAUGACGUUUUAGUCCUGAAGCAAAUCGUCGAUCCUCUCCGCUUCUCUAAAUGGAAGGUUCUAGUUCGGACUGUGGCAUGUGCAUAUCGUUUCAUUUAUAACUGUAAGCGAAAGGUUGCAAAGCUGAGUAUCGAAGCACUUCCAGUAACAGAAAAGGUGAAGAAACUCGCGAAAGUGCAUCACUCUGUUGUCGCAGUACCAUUAAAGCGUGAGGAAUACCAGAAGGCUGAAUCCUACCUAUGGCGAGUGGCCCAAGCAGAGGUGUACGAAGAGGAGGUGAAGAUACUUAUGAAAAAUCAACAACUUACUCAUACAGACCAUUAUCGACUAGAGAAAGAUAGCCAACUUUACGACAAGUCUCCCUUCUUGGACGAUAGUAACGUAAUAAGAAUGGAGGGAAGGACAAAAAAUGCUCCAUUCGUUCCGUUUGAGUUACGCUGUCCAAUCAUUCUACCGAAGGGACAUCGCAUAACUACGUUGCUAGUGGAAUAUUUCCAUCAGAAAAUGGGUCACGCGAACACCGAAACGGUUGUAAAUGAGAUGCGACAGCGGUUCUGUAUAAAGCAUCUCAGAGCAGAGCUGAAGCGCGUAGUAAAACUAUGUGUACGUUGUAAGAUCAGGAAGAGCAGCCCAGUGAUCCCAAGAAUGGCACCACUUCCGGUUCAGCGUAUUACGCCCUACAAGCGGCCGUUCAGUUUUACAGGCAUCGACUAUUUCGGGCCAGUUCUAGUGACAGUAGGACGUCGAACGGAAAAACGUUGGAUCGCCUUGUUUACAUGCUUAACGACGAGGGCAGUUCAUCUUGAAGCCGCUCACAGUUUAACGACGCAAGCAUGCGUUAUGGUGAUAAGACGGUUUACUUGCCGGCGGGGAGUUCCAUUAGAAAUCUUUUCAGACAAUGGUACAAAUUUUAAAGGUGCGAGUAAGGAGGUUGUGAAACGGAUAUAUGCAGAUUGCGACGAGACGUUCACCGAUGCUACUACUAGGUGGAAUUUCAAUCCACCCUCAGCACCCCAUAUGGGCGGGGCGUGGGAACGAUUGGUACGCUCGGUGAAGGCAGCUCUCAGUGAGCUAGAUGAUGGGCGGAAGUUGACGGAUGAAAUUCUUCUUACCACGUUGGCGGAAGCAGAAGAUCUCGUAAACUCGCGACCGUUGACGUAUAUCCCUAUAGAGUUAGGAGCGGAAGCAGCACCAACCCCAAAUCAUUUCCUGCGCUCUUCUGUGGCGGGUGAUGUAACACAGUCGGUUCGAAAAAGCGAUCAAGCUCAGGCGUUGCGUGACUCGUAUAAGCGAUCACAACAUUUGGCAGACCAGAUUUGGAAGCGUUGGAUCUCGGAAUACUUGCCAACACUGAACCAGCGAAGCAAGUGGCAUGACGAAUCAGAUCCGGUUGAAGUAGGCGAUAUAGUGUACAUUGUGGACGAGAACAGUCGUAAAGGCUGGGUUCGUGGGAUCGUUACUACCGUCUUCAAGUCGAAGGAUGGCCGGAUUAGGCAGGCAUUGGUAAGAACAACAAAAGGUGAAAUGAAAAGACCGGUGGCUAAGUUGGCGGUGCUUGAAGUGAGAGAGCGUAAAUCUGGCGUUAAGGCGGAGCCAACACCAGUGUUACAGGGCGGGGCUAUGUAA